AACUUCCUCCGAUCGAGCGCGUCAGUUACUGUACUGUCACCAGGUCUCUACCUGGUUCUUCCAGCAUCUUCAUUCAGUGCCAGUCGCGGAUGACUGCACUGGAUAUUCAUGCUUGCAGGCUCUACGUCGAGCAUCAGAUUGUCGCCUGCAUCAUCACAAAUACCAUGUUGGCUUCGUCAAGUUCAACAACCUUUCGCUCGGCGGCAGGCAACGUCUCACACUUUCCGGAACCAUCGUCGUAUCCAUGCUGCUCGCAGGAUGAAAGAAGGAGCUCCAGGAGCAGUGAGCUGCACUGUGAGCGAGCGCAAGGCAGACGACGCUCUCGUCAAGAAUGUAACAUUCGCGGAUCUUUUGAACGCACCUACACAUCAAACACGCGUUUUAAAACCGCAUGGGCAGGAUGGCUUGAUGCCCCACGCGCCGCUCCCCACAGACGAGUCUCCGGACGUCGAGGCCAUCCACAUUCACGCUGGCGUCGGCUCAACUCACGGUCAACAAAACCCACAUCAUUAUUACUCCAAUCCUCACCGCACUGGCUAUCAGGAUCUCAUAGACUCACUCGAAGAGACACCACCAGCCCGAAUGAGGACGCGGCAAGAAUUGUUGGACAGCUUAGAGGAAGCUACCUCGGUGGCAGAUGGGUGGGAUGCAUACCACACCUUGACAAUCAUGUUCCCUCAUCAUAUUCAUCACCUCUCUGGAGCCCCCAAGAUUCCUCAGCGUCACCUCCAUCGUCUUGCCCGCCUUCUCGCCUCCACAAAACCUCGAACAAGAACACUUUUCUUACGGCUUUCUGCUGUUUUGACGAUGCUACACCGGUCUGGUUUUCGCAUCUACCUAUGGGAGUGGAAUGCCUUGCUAGACUGUGCAGGAAAGCGAUGGCGGAAAUGCAGCCUCGAAGACUACAAGGCAGCUGUGGAAGUUUUCAGUAAAAUGACCGCGCAGUCCUCUGAGGACCCAGACGACGACGAAAAGCUGCCUGCAGAGCCCGACUUGGUGCGCGUACAACCCGAUAUCAUUACAUAUACAACCCUCCUCUACAUCGCCGGCCGCUCGCUUGACCCCAGCGCCAUCCGUCACGCAUCUAAUCUGCUCAGAGCCUCAGGGCUACCACCAAACCGCAUCACCCAUCUAUCAUUGCUACACUACUAUACACGAACAAAGCAAUUGUCCGGCAUUCGAUCCACGCUGCAGAAGAUGAGAGAGCAAGGCUUUGAGCCUGGUCUGGACGGGAUCAACGCAUGUAUAUGGGCCUAUGGCCGGAAUGGGCAUGUGGAUAUCGCCUCAACCAUUUACCGCGUGUUGCGCCACAAUCUGCAGCCGGAGCUCGAUGUGGGCGAAUACGACAUCGAGACAGCCGUCAAGUACCUGCUAGAUGUGGAGGGCAUCGCCAUACGGGACGAUAUAAUACCCGACGAGAUCACAUAUACCUGCUUGAUCCAAGCUUUUGCCUAUCAUGGGCAAUUUAUGAAAGCACUUAAUGUAUUUGUGGACAUGCUUUCUACGCCUAAUAGGGAACCGAAGGCUCCUAUCGAUCAGGCGACAGGUCAACCUUCGCUCUAUCAGCCAACGCUUUCCGCUUUUCGGGGACUAUUUCUCGGUUUCGCGCGGCAUGCGCAGAAACCACUUUCCCUGAGAACCCCUCCCGGAUCUUUAUCUGAGCGGCUCCGCCCAAUCCAGAAAAGUGAUUGGAACCUCGAUAAUCUCCAUCAGGUAUUCAAGGCUUUUAUGAAUUUGCCUGCAGACGUUGAGCCGAGCGAGAGGCUUAUCUACUGGAUCUUGGUUUCUUUCGGCAAAGCCAGCGGAAAUGAUGGGGGAAAGCUGCGAAAGGUAUUUUUACAGCUAGAACAGCGCUUUGGUGGCGGAUGGGGCGGUCGAAUAGACAAGUUUCGGAAUGACAUAUUUGGCGAAAACGGGAGUGGUGGGCGGUUGCUGUAG
Suillus clintonianus is the source of this 1938-nucleotide messenger RNA. RefSeq lists its product as uncharacterized. Bases 109 to 1938 code for a protein of 609 amino acids. The record is from RefSeq and is a predicted model, not a curated record. Gene Ontology annotation, molecular function: protein binding. Lineage: Eukaryota; Fungi; Basidiomycota; Agaricomycetes; Boletales; Suillaceae. The transcript has 2 exons.